Messenger RNA from Fusarium verticillioides 7600, 426 nucleotides. RefSeq lists its product as hypothetical. The transcript has a single exon. Lineage: Eukaryota; Fungi; Ascomycota; Sordariomycetes; Hypocreales; Nectriaceae. Bases 1 to 426 code for a protein of 141 amino acids. The record is from RefSeq and is a predicted model, not a curated record.
AUGUCGACCACUUUCUUCACUGACUCUACUGCUGUUUCUGAGAAAGAGACAGAGACGGCCACUACCGAGAAAUCUACUACUGAGAUGCAAGUGGAGACAGUUGCUGGCUCUAGAACUGAACUUCCCUCCGAUUCAGCUACUUCCACAUCCUCAUCACCACAUCAAGUCCUGAACCAACCACACUCGCUACAUCCACCGCAGAGCCUACAACCACCACAACAGCCGCCACAGAUCCGACCGACGUCCUCACAGACCCUGGCUUCGAUUCAGACAGCAUCGCCCCUUGGUACACCCUCGGAGGUCGUGGCACGCUCUCCAUCACCGACGAAGAUACCCACUCCGGCGAUUUCUCUGGCCACUUCUACACGGAUGGUUUCAUCAGCCCUGUUGUCCUGGGCGUCGAUCAUACCGCUGACCAAUCCUUGA